AUGGCUUCCAAAACAAGCUCACCACAAACACCAGCCUGGAGAAUAUUCAUCGUCGGUGCUCUCUUCGAGGGACAGGGCCACACCGGCAUCAAUUUCUCACACACGCCCGACUUCUUCGACAUCGGCUUCAUCAUCAUCAUCAAACUCAUCAUCAUCAAACUCAUCACCAUCAAACUCAUCACCAACGUCGAAAUCGUCAUCAUCCUCUCCAUCCUCCUCCAUCACCACCCCCACAUCCUCCCCUUCCCCAUCCUCUCAUCCAAGCCCCACAAGAGGACUGCUUCACCACCAAAGGCCAGCGGAACACCAGACUUCAAAAAUCUGGCAGAAGGUCAGGUCCUUUUCCUGACCGAUAACGGAGCCCCCCAAAGCUCCAUUCUCUGGAACAAGAAGGGCGGAGGCGCACCAAGUGGACAUCCCGUCGUCGUGGUCAAGAAAUUCAUCAACGCAAACAGCGAAGAAGUCACGGGUGCUGCUGCUGAGUACCGACUCUCGACAAUGCCGAAAGCCACCGAUGGCUUAUGCCUGAAGGUCCCCGGCUCUCUCUCGAUAUUGCUGAACGCUACAGACGGCUCAUGCCUGAAGGUAUUCAGCACCAAAUCUCUCUCGACAACGCCGACUGCCACCGAUGGCUUCAUUCCUGAAGGUCCCCGGCAGAUACCUCGACAAUGCUGA
Molecule: messenger RNA, 675 nt
Organism: Pyrenophora tritici-repentis Pt-1C-BFP
Lineage: Eukaryota; Fungi; Ascomycota; Dothideomycetes; Pleosporales; Pleosporaceae
Source: RefSeq, a predicted model, not a curated record